This is a messenger RNA of Osmia bicornis bicornis, 3448 nucleotides long. RefSeq lists its product as uncharacterized. The record is from RefSeq and is a predicted model, not a curated record. The coding region runs from base 655 to 3240 and encodes 861 amino acids. Gene Ontology annotation, molecular function: histone binding. The transcript has 6 exons. NCBI's taxonomy places the organism in Eukaryota, Metazoa, Arthropoda, Insecta, Hymenoptera, Megachilidae.
UUCAAUAAAAUUCCUAGAAAUUAAUCAUAGUUACUCGUAAAUCGAAUUGUAAGAAUUAUUCGUUAUUUGAAGCUUCUUGCUUAGUAUUUCGUUUUAAUUUAUCUUUCUAAAUGUUCGGGUGAAAUAAAUCAGUUAAAUGUUUAGUUUUAAAUUUAAGUGUUAAUUUUUAAGACUUGUGAUAACUGUUUAUAAACGGUGACAUACGUAGUGACUAAUAGAAGCGUUUGUCUACUUGUUGUGCCGAUAAAAGCUAAAUUAUUUUCCAUAUUUCAGAAUUAAAUAACAAAUGUAAAUUAUUUGAUUGAUAUCCUUUAUUCCGGUAGUUUCCAAACGCGUGUAAUAGCAAAUAUGAACUGUUACUAAUCUAAGAAAAAAUAAAUUUGCUAAAGAUUAUCCUACACGUUGCUAUGUUGUUUACUGUCAUAGUUGUCAAUCAAAGAUAGUUGUAUAUAGUCAAAUAAAAAAACAUACAAUAAUGCAUACAUGUGGCACGUAUUGUCAUUGACACAGAAAGGGUCAAAAGGGUUAAAAGGAAAGAAAAAUGACGUAUAGAAUAUAAAUAAAUAUAUCAUUGGACAUCACUGAGAGAGCUGGUCAAAGGAUAUUAUAUGCUGUACUUUAAUUUAAUUAUUUCAUUAAAACAAUAUAAUAAACAUGGAAAGUGAAAUUAUCUGUAUUUCAUCAGAUGAUGAUGAAAGUAUGGAACAUAAUAAAACUAAUAAUACAAAAUCAUCGGUCAUCAAACAGACAAAGCAUGAGCAUUCUUCUUCUAUAAAAGAGAAAAGUACUUUGAGUCGAAAUGAAAUUACAAAAAUUAAUAAGAAGAAAAGGAAAAUAUCUGAUGUUAUUGACGAAAAUGAUGCUUGUUUUGAGAACCAAGCAAAAGUGAUUAUGUGCACAGAGGAUAGUAUUACUAAACGAGAUGCAACAAAAAAUUCUGAUGAAUUACCAACUGUACAGAAGGAUAACACGUUAUCCUCUGAUGAGGAUAUAACGUUAUUAAAACCAAAGUUAGUUGUAAAAGAAAAAAAAUCUAUUUUCCUAGAGGAACAAGAUAUAUUUCCCAUGUUCAUAAGUUUAUGUUUGCAAAAAGACCGUUCCGAGGACAUGAAAACUGUCGUUAAUAAAUUAAAAAGACGUUAUGAGCAUUUGGAUCCUACGUAUGCUACUUCUGAAACUUUCAUAAAUUUGUUAAACGAAAAAAGAAAUGAUAUUAUGCUUAGCAAAAACAAGUUAUAUAUACAUAUUGCUGAGGUAAUGAACGAAAUGAAAAACAAUUGUAAAAAAAAUUCAGCUUUGUUAACAAAUGGCGCAAAUUGUGUUACUGAUAUCAAUAAAUUGAAUACUGGUAACAGUUCGGCUAAGACAUUGCGUUCAAGUACGUCACAUAAUACUGUUAGUGAUGAUGAAGAAAUGCUUACUGCAGGUGAGAAAAAUGAUAAGGAUGUAAAAAGAGAUGGAAAAUAUAAUUCUCAAAGGAAAAUUAGAGUAAUAUUAAAAGCAAUGAGAAAAUGUGAAAAGUAUAUUAAACUACUGGAAGAAUCGGAAGUAGAUUUUGACCAGGAAAAUAAUAGUAACUACAUUAAAUUGGAAAGGUAUAAACAUCGAAUAGUAGAACUUCAUCAAAUAUAUUGUGAAUGUAUUGGAGAAAGUGCUGAUGCAGGACGACAAUAUUUACGACCAAAACACUUCAGUACAACCGGAAUUGUUUCUGUAGAUCAUGCUAUUACAAGUUUCAUCAAUUCCAAAAUGUCAAAGAGAAGCAAAUUGAAGAAAAUUGGCGCUUUUACGAAUGCAUUAAUAUUUCCAGAUUACCGGGACAUCUUAGAGUGUGUUACAAAAUGUAAUGAAAUGAAUAAUUUAGGUUUGGAUAAUAAAAAGCAGCAACAGAUUGCGAAAAAAGCAUUUACCGAAUUAGGAGAAUAUUUACAACGUUCUAGACGUAACGAUUAUUGGGAUACAUUUUCUUUAUUUUUUGAAAACAAAGAUGAUGAUGAUCCCGCUUUAAAAGAUCGACAGUUAGCGGAAAAAUUGAUGCAGAAUAAACAAGAGGGUGAGAAGAGGUUGGCAAAUGUAUUUCAGGAGUAUGUGAAGAAACAAGAGGAGAAGAACGAUCAUUCUAUUGAUUCUGAAACAUCAUCGGAAAAUGAAGAAAAUGAAGAAGAUUGCACAGAAAAUGAAGAUAUGGAUAUUAAUAAUGAAACUGAUAACAUUAGCGAGGAUGGUACAAGUUUGAAUAAUGAUGAUAAUAAAGCUAGUACAGAUGAGGAUGAAAAUGGUAUAGAUGGAAGUAAGCAAUCUGUAAGUAAAAUGGAUAUUAAUAAUAAACCUAGUGUAAAUGAAGUUCAGUAUAAUGUUAUAGAAAUACGCGAAAAACAGCAAACAAAAACUAAUAAUAAAUUAAAAGACAAUGUUAGUAACAAUAACUUAAAAAUAAAACAAGUUGAUAUUGAUGAAAAUAUAUCUAAAUCUGAACACACACAGUUAAUAAAAGAAAAUGAAACAACACAAUUGUCUGAUACAGUGCCACAUAAUUUAAAUACUUCGCCUGGUUUAAUACCGUUAACUACAUUAUCUAGGCCAGAUAAUAAAAUUCCUAUUGAGAAAGCAAAAGAGGAUGAUUCUAACAUUAUAAAUGAAAAAUUAAUAAAUGAACCGCCAUCGGAGGAGGAAAAACCAUUGUUACGAGUACGUUCUUUUGCUAAACUUCCUGGGACAUGGAAAGACAUUCAAGAAAAAGUAGGCCAACUAGAUAAAAAUAAUGAUCUUAUAGAUCUUACACAAGAAUCACCAAAACAAAAUUCUACUGCUCAUCAGCAAGCAAGUAUUCAAAGUAAAUCUAAGGUACUUCCUACUACGAAAGAUAAACGCAAAAUGUUAGUAAUACCAUCAGGUAAACAUAUAAUUAAAGUACAAAAUGUCACAAACAAUUAUAUGAGAAUUGGUUCUAAAAGCUCAAUGGAUUUUAAUAAUAAAGCUAAAUUGCAAAAAGAAGUUGUUACAUCUUCGUACCAAAUAGUAGGUAACAGCAGCAGAACCACAACUAUACGCCUACCACCAAAUCAAAAUUUUAAUCGGGAAAUGAAGGAUAAUAAUCAGGGAAACAGUUCACAAGCAAAAAAGAAGAAUAUUAUCGUACAGGUACCUCAGGCCGCUCAAAUUGUACUUUUACUCGGCAAACAAAAGGAAAAAAGUUUGCAACAGUCAAAAACAAAUGUAUCUGUGUCACAGUCUAAAUGACAGAAACAGAAACUGAAGGUAAUUCAUCUUGAUCAUUGUUAUGUUAAGUUAUUAACAAAUGACAGAUGACCACUGACUUACGAUAAAUGUAACAAGUUUUUCAAAAUAAACCAUUUGUAAUUACCAAUACUGUAUUAGUACAUUAGCAUGUUACAUUGAAUAAAUUUUUGUAUGAAUAAAAACGUAUUUAUGGUUUUUGUAUGCUAAA